CUCUCCAGCGCGUCGCAUCGCUGAGCGGUGUUCAGCACGGACAGCCAGCACCGCACGACCCAGCGCACAGCUUACCUGGCCCCGCCGAGGUAUUUCUAUUCUCCCCUUUUCGGGCGAAAAAGUGCGGACCGACGAAGAGACCUGAACUCACCAUGCCAGGUAGAGAGUGAAAGGAGCUUUGGAUCGUGAGGAGCAGUGGAGUAAUACUGCGUGUGUGCUUGGGGUGGCCUCUCCAUCGCGGUGAACACCUUUCGGGCUCGGAGCGCGCUCGGACGCACGUAUGAUGAUGGACGGCUGGCCGCCGCUGCUGCUGCUGGCUCUCCUCGCCAUUGCGGGAGGCGGCCUCGGGGCAGACACAGAGGAGCGGUUGGUGGAGCAUCUCUUGAACCCUGCCCACUACAACAAACUGAUCCGUCCUGCGACGAAUGGCUCCGAGCUGGUUACCGUGCAGCUGAUGGUGUCGUUGGCCCAGCUCAUCAGUGUGCAUGAAAGAGAGCAGGUUAUGACCACCAAUGUCUGGCUAACACAGGAGUGGCAGGACUAUCGUCUGACUUGGGUCCCUGAGGAGUUUGAUGGGAUGUUGAAGGUCAGGCUACCCUCAAAACACAUAUGGCUGCCUGACGUGGUGCUCUACAACAAUGCUGAUGGGGUGUACGAGGUGUCAUUCUACUCUAACGCGGUGGUCUCCUACGACGGCAGUAUCUUCUGGUUGCCCCCAGCCAUCUACAAGUCAGCCUGUAAGAUCGAAGUCAAGCACUUCCCCUUUGACCAGCAGAACUGCACGCUGCGCUUCCGCUCCUGGACCUACGACCGCACCGAGAUCGAUCUGGUGCUCCGCGCUGACGUGGCCAGCAUGGACGACUUCACGCCCAGCGGUGAGUGGGACAUCAUCGCCCUGCCAGGCAGACGAAACGAGAACCCAGCUGACCCCACCUACGUGGACAUCACGUACGACUUUAUCAUUCGCAGGAAGCCUCUUUUUUACACCAUCAACCUCAUCAUCCCGUGCGUGCUCAUCACCUCGCUGGCAAUCCUGGUCUUCUACCUGCCCUCUGACUGUGGAGAGAAGAUGACGCUCUGCAUCUCCGUGCUGCUGGCUCUCACUGUGUUCCUGCUGCUGAUCUCCAAGAUCGUCCCACCCACUUCACUAGACGUCCCUCUCGUGGGGAAGUACCUGAUGUUCACCAUGGUCCUGGUCACUUUCUCUAUCGUCACCAGUGUGUGUGUGCUGAAUGUACACCACCGCUCGCCCACCACACACACCAUGCCCCCUUGGGUUAAACUGGUGUUCCUCAACAAGCUUCCGGCCUUGCUCUUCAUGCGCCAGCCCAGGAACAGCUGCGAGCGCCAGCGCCUGCGCCAAAGAAGGAGGGCCCAAGAGCAGAAGGAGGGUGGGCGCAGCGGGGAGGCGGGGGCCUUGAUGGUGGGGCUCGGGCUGGGCGGCGCUGGCGGGAACGGAGGGGGAACCUCCACAGGGGUGUUCAGCAAGGAAGACAAUGACCCUUGUACCUGCUAUGUGAACCGGGCGUCUGUUAAACAGUUUGGAGGGGAUCUGGGAGGUGCAGGAGGGGGAUCCAUGGAUGGUCUAAACAGGGUGAGGGAGGGCCGGGAAGGGGGCUCUGGAAACCUGCCGCGGGGGAAGCAAGCAGCAGGAGGUCCUGCUCUGACUCAGGCCCUGCUGGCUCAAGCCUGUCCGGGCUUUGAGGAGGCUGUGGAAGGAGUACGCUUCAUUGCUAACCACAUGAAGAGUGAGGAUGAUGAUCAAAGUGUGAGCGAAGACUGGAAGUACGUUGCCAUGGUGAUCGACCGUCUCUUCCUGUGGAUCUUUGUGUUUGUGUGCGUGUCCGGCACAUUAGGCAUGUUCAUGCAGCCGCUUUUCCAGAAUUACACAGUCAAGACCAUCACCAGCUCGCCAGGCUGACCAUUGCCAGGCCGAGAACAUGCUGAACUGACAGCUCCCCUCCGACCAAUCAGCACAGCAGGACAAGAGCCGGAGGUGGG
This is a messenger RNA of Perca fluviatilis (European perch), 2001 nucleotides long. RefSeq names its product cholinergic receptor, nicotinic, beta 2 (gene chrnb2). Gene Ontology annotation, biological process: chemical synaptic transmission; regulation of membrane potential; signal transduction. The record is from RefSeq and is a predicted model, not a curated record. Gene Ontology annotation, cellular component: synapse; neuron projection; postsynaptic membrane. Bases 281 to 1921 code for a protein of 546 amino acids. Gene Ontology annotation, molecular function: acetylcholine-gated monoatomic cation-selective channel activity; transmembrane signaling receptor activity. NCBI's taxonomy places the organism in Eukaryota, Metazoa, Chordata, Actinopteri, Perciformes, Percidae. The transcript has 6 exons.